Messenger RNA from Aphanomyces invadans, 1131 nucleotides. RefSeq lists its product as hypothetical. The record is from RefSeq and is a predicted model, not a curated record. The coding region runs from base 9 to 953 and encodes 314 amino acids. The transcript has 4 exons. Gene Ontology annotation, molecular function: oxidoreductase activity, acting on the CH-OH group of donors, NAD or NADP as acceptor. NCBI's taxonomy places the organism in Eukaryota, Oomycota, Saprolegniomycetes, Saprolegniales, Verrucalvaceae.
CGGCGACCAUGACAGAGUUCGUCACCAUCGCGACCGCUGCAGUCGCGUUGCUGGUGUGGGUGGUCCUAAGCGGCAUGUGGCGACCACGGAAGGUCAUGUCCCUUCAAGACAAGCAUGCUUUUGUCACGGGUGCGGCAUCAGGUAUUGGACGCGGCUUGGCGAUCGCGUUAAGCAAUGCCGGCGCGGUUGUCACACUCGUUGACGUCAACAAGGGUGGCAUGGAAGAAACUGCACGAGUGAUCAAUCAACCUGGCAGGGUGCACGUAUGUCAGUGCGAUGUCUCUGACUAUAAGCAAGUGGAAUCGGCGGUGGCGAUAGCUGUGGCUACCUUCAAGCGUCCUGUCGAUGUGCUCAUCAACAACGCUGGCAUCGUGUCGGGCAAGAAGUUCAUUGAACUGACCCUACCAGACAUGGAAAGAACGAUCCAAGUGAACACGCUGGCGCAAUUCUACACGACUAAGGUUACUUUGCCGGCCAUGAUCGAACACCGCCAAGGUCUCUUGGUCACUGUAUCCUCUAUGAUGGGGCUCAUUGGAGCGUCGAGUUUGGUGGACUAUUGCGCGUCCAAGUUUGCCCUCGUGGGAUUCCACGAAGCACUGCGGUUGGAAUUGAGAGAUACAGGAAUUCGCACACUUUUGGUGUGCCCCAUGGCAGUGGACACCGGAAUGUUUAACGGCUAUCAGGACGGCAAGACCCUGUGGCAACGAUUCGUGACUCGAUACCUCCUGCCUAUGCUCUCGGUGGAUCAAGUAGUUGGAACCAUCAUGGACGCCAUCGUGGAUGGUCGCCACGACGAACUGAUUUCCUGCGCUCCGGGUUGGCGGCAACAUGUCCUUCCAUGGGUCGCUCGCGGCGUGCGGUUGUUUCCAGUCUGGGUCAUGGAGAUCAUUCUUGGACUGGGUGGAGCGAUACACGGCAUGGACUCCUUUGUUGGCCGAGCGAAAGUCGAGUAGCUCUAUGUUCAAUGGAUGCGCGUACGCAUAAGACACUUCCAUCGUAUUUUCAGCGCUUAAGCCGCUCUAAAGGUCGAUGGAGCACUCUAUUGCUUCCUCAAUGCACCCUCCAUGUUCCGCUUCGCCGCCGGCGUGUGUGAAGUGGCUGCAUUUUUCGGAUAAUAAAUCUUGAUCCCGG